GUUAUAGGUUGGAGCUGUGGAAGAUGGCAAUAACUAAUAACUCUGUUUGGAUAAUUAUUUUAUUUAUAAUCUCGAAGCAAAUUCACGGCAUGACUGGAGUUGAACAUACAAACGCAUAUGAUGCAUGCCGCUCAGAAGUGCAAAUUACGGAAGAGGAAAUUAUUGCAGCUGGAAUUUUAGAAGCCGAAUUAAAUGAAAAUUCUUUAUGUUACAUAUCUUGUAUAUUGAGAAAAGUUAAAGUAAUAGAAAACUAUAAAGUGAAUGUGCCGUUUAUGUUAGCAGCUUUCAAAGAUCAGUUGUCCAAAAAUGAAAUGGAUACUGCUAAUUACAUCUUUAAUCUUUGCGCUUUUAAUGUCGUUAUAACAGAUGCUUGUGACGGUCCUGUGAAGUUUCUCAGAUGUUGUCAAUAUGCAAUGUUAAGAACUAAAUCGUUGUCAAAAUUACUACAGUAAUGUUUUGGUGCGAGUACUAAAGUAGUCGCCAGUGCCCCAGUAUUUAUUUAUAAUACUGUUG
Molecule: messenger RNA, 513 nt
Organism: Teleopsis dalmanni
Lineage: Eukaryota; Metazoa; Arthropoda; Insecta; Diptera; Diopsidae
Exons: 4
Coding region: 24-452 (142 amino acids)
Molecular function (GO): odorant binding
Source: RefSeq, a predicted model, not a curated record